CCCCGCCGCCAUCGCAAGUCGUCGUCGCGCCACAGCAUCUCGAGCUCCGUGACGGAGCUCGGCUCGACGCUGCGGCGGUCUGCUUCUCUGCGCACUACCACCACCUCGUCGCGCUCCUCGGGCUCCACGUCUUCCCACCGGAAGACGCCCUCGACCGCCACUCUGGCCACCACCCUCUCCUUCUCGCCGGAAAAGGCUCCUGCGUCCAAUGCCUCGCGCCCGGCCCUCUCUAUAUCGACCUUUUCGAGGAAGCAGAAGAGCGCCGAAAACGUGAAGGCGUUAGACUCGCUAGCGGUGGGUCUAGGGGGGGGACAACCAUACUCGAAGUCGCCGCUGUCUGCUGUGGACCAGCCAAAGACACCCUUCGGCAUGGCGGUUCCCUUGCGAUACCCCGCCUCGCAGAAGCAGCUACAGCAGCAGCAGAACUUUGCGCAGAGUUAUGGCAGUCUUGGACCCCCCGCUCCUAUACAGAUUGGGCCUACGGUGAGCGGGUCGAACAAUCCAAGUGUGGUCUUCCAGCAUAUACAUGAGAUGGCGUCGAAGAGGAUAUCUACGCUGGACUACCUGCGGAAAGCCCACGAAGGCCGCAUAUACUGGUUCAACACCCUCCUCUUCUCCAAGCCCGACCUGGCCCGCCUUUCCUACUUCUCCCCGCCCAAGCUCGCCCGCCGCGCCACAAACUACCUCCUGCUCGGCUUCUCGCUCCCCACCAUCCUCGACCUGCACCCGCACUCCCCCACCGACUAUCUGCGCGCCCUCAACGCCCUCCUCAUCGAAUUCGAGUCCUACCAAUCCAUCCACCCCCCGGAAGGGACCACCCCGUCCUCCCUCUCGCGCGGCCGCAUCCCCAACAUGUUCCGCAAAGCAACCCACGUCGGCGGCUCCUCCAAAGGCCGCCGCAGCUCCGCCGCCACCGACCUGGGCUUCCCCGCCCUCGACCACAGCACCUCCAACGCCUCUGCGACCCCGCCCGACGCUGCCGCCGCGUCCUCUUCUCUGCCCAUCACGACCGGCGACGAGCACCUCCCCACCGAGACGUACACGCACCUCCUGACCCCCUCGCUGCCGUUCGACCCAGACUUCUUCGAGACGUUCGCGACGCUGUGCGACGUGCUGAUCGACUGCUACACCAAGACAAUGAGUCUGGUGGGCAGUCCCGAGAGCGCGACGCCCGUGGUCGGGGAUCUGUUCGCCAAGGCAGAUGCGCGGGUGCGCAAGAUUAUUCUGGCGGGCGUGGUGCGGGAGUUUGAGGAUGCCAGUCGCGUGGGCCAGAGGGGGGAGAUGGCGGGCGUGGGGAAGGUGGUGUUGGGGGGGUUGAUGUGA
Messenger RNA from Mytilinidion resinicola, 1323 nucleotides. RefSeq lists its product as uncharacterized. Bases 370 to 1323 code for a protein of 317 amino acids. NCBI's taxonomy places the organism in Eukaryota, Fungi, Ascomycota, Dothideomycetes, Mytilinidiales, Mytilinidiaceae. The record is from RefSeq and is a predicted model, not a curated record. The transcript is spliced from 2 exons.